AUGGCCAUCCACAACUUGUUCCUCAUGGCAACUACUGCUGUCGCAGCCGCUGCUGGCGCUUUAGAGGCUCCUCCUUUGAAUAUUCAAGUCGGUACGACGUGGGAUUACCCUCUCGGUUUCGAUCUCACGACUAGCAAUGUCCAAGCAGCAAAGAAGUUCUACAGUGUCGACCUUUUCAAUACCGAAGCAUCUGACAUUUCUGCCCUCAUCGGCAAAGGGCACACAGUCGUCUGCUACUUUAGUGCCGGAAGCUAUGAAAACGACCGUUCAGACUCUAAGGAUAUUCCUUCAUCAGCAAUUGGCAAAAAGAUGGACGGGUGGCCAGAGAAGUGGCUAGACACUCGCAACGAGGGAGUUCGCGAUGUUAUGGCAGCGAGAAUCCAGAAAGCUAAGGAUAAAGGAUGUCAAGGUGUCGACCCUGACAACAUCGACGGCUUUGAUAACAAGACGGGUUUCAACAUUUCACAAGCUGACAGCGUUGACUUUCUCAAGUUCCUGGCUGGAAAGGCACAUGAUGCGGGUCUGGGCUUCGGUCUGAAAAAUGGCCCGACGAUUGUCGACCAAGUCGUUGACAUUUCCGAAUGGGCGAUAAACGAAUCUUGUGUGGAAUAUGAUGAGUGCGACAAUUUUCAGCCUUUUAUCGAUGCUGGCAAGCCUGUAUUCCAUGUAGAAUACACCGAUGGCGACAGCCCUACGGAUGCUUGGAAGGAGAAGGCAUGCGGUGUGGAGGGAUUUUCAAACAUCAUUAAACAUGAGGAUCUAGAAAAUUGGCAUCUGAACUGCUAA
This is a messenger RNA of Talaromyces rugulosus, 786 nucleotides long. RefSeq lists its product as uncharacterized. Lineage: Eukaryota; Fungi; Ascomycota; Eurotiomycetes; Eurotiales; Trichocomaceae. The transcript has a single exon. The record is from RefSeq and is a predicted model, not a curated record. Bases 1 to 786 code for a protein of 261 amino acids.